CGGGGCUCAUAUCGUGGGGUUGAUGUCGCUCUGAAAAGAAUUCGUAUACCACUAUUGGAGAGUAAGGAAUGGAUGUUGAGACAAGAAGCCCUCAUCUGGAGAAGUCUGAAACAUCCAAACGUCUUGCCAUUCUACGGAGUGGAUCGAGUAUCGCUCACGUAUCCAUUUUUGGUGUCGCCCUGGCUACGACGCGGCAGCUUGUCCAACUAUAUGAAGCACACCUCUGCGCAACUGGAUCAUGCAUCCCUUAUCGGGAAGAUAUGCGACGGAUUAGAGUACCUUCAUUCUCGAGAUGUUGUUCACGGGGAUAUCCGAGCGGGAAAUGUCCUUCUUACCAACAAUAUGGAGCCUCGUCUAGCAGAUCUUGGCCUCGCGACCCUCUCAAAUGCGACUGCCAGCGCCAACCCCAAUGACACGCCAGGCAGCACGCGAUGGAUGGCUCCGGAGCUAUUGAGAGCAGGCCAGCCUCACUCGAAGGAAAGUGAUAUCUACGCCGUCGGGUGUACCAUCAUAGAGCUCUAUACGCGCAAACCCCCGUUCUCCGACAUCCCGCUCGACCUGAGGGUGAUGAUCAUGGUCUAUGAAGGCCAGAGGCCACAUCGGCCGUUGGCGGGGCAAUGCAUCGGGCACCCCAUGACGGAUGAUGUAUGGCGCCUUGUUGACAGUUGCUUGUCAUCCGAGCCUAGAAAAAGGCCGCUACCCGCCAUGGUUCGUGAUCGUCUAGCUAGCAUGCAGACCCAGCCGAUCAUUUACUGA
Molecule: messenger RNA, 756 nt
Organism: Punctularia strigosozonata HHB-11173 SS5
Lineage: Eukaryota; Fungi; Basidiomycota; Agaricomycetes; Corticiales; Punctulariaceae
Product: kinase-like protein
Exons: 5
Coding region: 73-756 (227 amino acids)
Biological process (GO): protein phosphorylation
Molecular function (GO): ATP binding; protein kinase activity
Source: RefSeq, a predicted model, not a curated record